Molecule: messenger RNA, 2803 nt
Organism: Neopsephotus bourkii (Bourke's parrot)
Lineage: Eukaryota; Metazoa; Chordata; Aves; Psittaciformes; Psittacidae
Gene: OCRL
Product: OCRL inositol polyphosphate-5-phosphatase
Exons: 23
Coding region: 16-2787 (923 amino acids)
Biological process (GO): signal transduction; phosphatidylinositol dephosphorylation
Cellular component (GO): cytoplasm; membrane
Molecular function (GO): inositol phosphate phosphatase activity; phosphatidylinositol-4,5-bisphosphate 5-phosphatase activity
Source: RefSeq, a predicted model, not a curated record
GACCGAGGCGCCGCCAUGGAGCCGCGCUCUGCGGCCUGGGGCCUGCCCGUGUCCGGCGGGGGCUGCCCGGGGUCGGGCAGCUGCACGAGGGGCCGGGGGGCAGCGGCGCAGAGCGUGGCCGGCGCGGAGCUGCGUGCCGGGCGGCGGGAGCCCUGCGUGCUCAGCCUGGCUCGGCGGGGCGGCCGCUACGGGAUACUUAUCCAGUCCCAGGAGAAGGACAGCUCCGAUCCGGAUUACAUCCCCAUCAACAGCCGCUUCAGAUGUGUGCAAGAGGCAGAAGAAACGCUGCUGAUUGAUAUAGCUGCAAACACAGGCUGCAAGGUCCGGAUCCAAGGUGAUGAGGCAGCAGAGCGGCUCUUUGAAAUCCCAGAUGAGGAGCAUUGCUUGGGGUUCCUGGCGGAGGUGCAGAGCAUCCAGGAAGCCCACCUUAAAGCUUCUCCUAUGGAGCCAAAGGACUCAUCCAGCUGGCAUCAGGUGGAGAAGAAACCCCCGGGCCUCUCACAGGCCUCUUCUUCAGGGGCUCUCGGGUUUGAGGAUGACUUCACUGCUCUGAGCCUAGAAGAGAAAAGAAAUGGGCAAAACCACCAAGCAGGCUCUCGCCGGGAGCCCCCCCCACCUCCCGUGCCUCAGAACAGGCAAUUCCACCGAGAGAGAGAAGGUUCAUCCAGAGACCAGCCAAAAGUGACCAACACAAUGCGCAAGAUGUUCCUGCCCAACAGCCAGUCAGGGCAGCGAGAGGGGCUCAUCAAGCACCUGCUUGCCAAGAGGGAGAAGGCGUACGUCAACCUUCACAACUUCAGAUUUUUUGUGGGAACGUGGAAUGUGAAUGGGCAAUCUCCAGACAGUGGCCUGGAGCCCUGGCUGGUGUGUGACAUGGAGCCUCCAGACGUCUACUGCAUCGGAUUCCAGGAGUUGGACCUCAGCACGGAGGCUUUUUUCUACUUUGAUUCUGUGAAGGAGCAGGAGUGGCUGGCUGCUGUGGAGAAGGCCCUGCACCCCCACGCCAAGUACAAGAAAGUGCAAAUGGUCCGUCUGGUUGGGAUGAUGCUGCUCAUAUUUGCAAAGAAGGAUCAGCUGAGCAAUAUCAGAGAGAUUGUGACGGAGUCUGUGGGCACGGGAGUCAUGGGGAAGAUGGGCAACAAGGGCGGUGUGGCCGUGAGGUUUGUGUUCCACAACACCACUUUCUGCAUCGUCAACUCCCACCUCGCCGCGCAUGUGGAGGACUUCGAGCGGCGGAAUCAGGACUACAAGGACAUCUGUGCUCGGAUGAGUUUUGUAACCCCAGAUGAGAGCCUACCUCACGUCAACAUCAUGAAACACGAUGUUGUCAUCUGGCUGGGAGACUUGAACUACAGGCUUUGUCUCCCUGAUGCCAGUGAAGUGAAAAGUCUCAUCAGUAAGAACGAGCUUCAGAAGCUGCUGACAUAUGACCAGCUGAAUAUUCAGCGCAUGCAGAAGAAGGCGUUUGCCGAUUUCACCGAGGGAGAGAUUAAAUUCAUCCCCACAUACAAAUAUGACUCUAAAACAGACCGCUGGGACUCCAGUGGGAAGUGUCGUGUGCCUGCAUGGUGCGACCGGAUCCUGUGGAGAGGGGGGAGCAUCACCCAGCUCCGCUAUGGCAGCCACAUGGAGCUGAAGACCAGCGACCACAAGCCCGUCAGCGCGCUCUUCCGCAUCGGGGUAAAGGUUGUGGAUGAGCAGAAGUAUCGCAAGUUGUUUGAAGACAUUGUUCGCUUAAUGGACAGAAUGGAGAACGACUUCCUGCCUUCGCUGGAGCUAAGCAGGAGAGAAUUUGAGUUUCAGAACGUGAAGUUCCGUCAGCUGCAGAAGCAGAAGUUCCAGAUCACCAACAAUGGGCAGGUCACCUGCCACUUCUCCUUCAUCCCCAAGCUGAACGACAACCACUACUGUAAGCCAUGGCUGCGAGCCGAGCCCUGUGAGGGUUACCUGGAGCCAGAUGAGAGCACAGACAUCUCCCUGGACGUGUACGUCAGCAAGGACUCGGUGACCCUCCUGAACUCCGGUGAGGAUAAAAUUGAGGAUAUUCUUGUCCUUCACUUGGACCGGGGGAAGGAUUAUUUCCUCACCAUCAGUGGGACCUACCUGCCCAGCUGCUUCGGCACCUCCCUGGAGGCCUUAUGCCGAAUGAGACGACCGAUCCGAGAAGUUCCAGUCACCAAACUCAUUGACCUGGGAGAAGACAGCUUCUUAGAAAAGGAGAAGUCUGUGCUGCAGAUGGGCUCCCUGGAGAGCGAGGAGGACGGGGGGACACCGCUGCAGGUGCCAAAGGAGGUGUGGCUGCUGGUGGACCACUUGUUCAAGCACGCCUGCCACCAGGAGGACCUGUUCCAGACUCCAGGCAUGCAGGAAGAGUUGGAGCAGAUCAUUGACUGCCUGGACACCAGUAUCCCUGAGACAAUCCCGGGCAGCAACCACUCGGUAGCUGAGGCUCUCCUCAUCUUCCUGGAGGCGCUGCCCGAGCCGGUGAUCUGCUACGAGCUGUACCAGCGGUGCCUGGACUGGUCACACAGCAGCCGCCUCUGCCGGCAGGUGAUUUUUCAGCUGCCCCGUUGCCACCGCAGUGUGUUCCGGUACCUGAUGUCGUUCCUCCGUGAGCUGCUCCGAUACUCCGAGGACAACAAAGUCAGCGUCACCAUGAUCGCCGCCCUGUUCUCCAGCCUCCUCCUGCGCCCACCGCCCAACCUGGUGACCAAGCAGUCGCAGCAGGACCGCCAGCGCGCCAUCAACUUCCUCUACAGCUUCUUGCUGGCUGGGGAUGAGGAGUGAGCCCCCCCUGUGCUGC